This is a messenger RNA of Closterium sp. Yama58-4, 1191 nucleotides long. The record is from the annotation of a GenBank genome assembly. NCBI's taxonomy places the organism in Eukaryota, Viridiplantae, Streptophyta, Zygnematophyceae, Desmidiales, Closteriaceae.
AUGGUAAGGGAGGAAGGGCCCACUGCACCUAAUGAGGUGGUGAACAAUGCUGCUGAGAUUGGUCUCAAUCAAGAUGAGGCAAUGGCUGACAUUGAACUGGAUGAUAUUGCUGAUCUUGACUUUGGAGAUGAGGGUAACUAUGGUGAAGCUGAUAACCAUGGUGAAGCUGAUAACCAUGGUGAAGUUGAUAAUCAUGGAAAGGCUGAUAACCAUGGCGAAGAGGAGAACACCGGUGAAAAGGAGAACACUGGUGAUGAAAAUGACUUUACUGAAGAGGUUCGUGACUUCCGUCGCAUCCUGGGCACUAAAAAGCUCCAAAUUGAGGAGCUUAAGGAAACUUGCAAUGACAUGCAAGCGUCAUUCAAGCAGCUCUAUCUCCAAAUCAGGGAGCUUAGGAGGGAGGGCAUUUACCAACCUCCUCCUGGGCGUAGGCCCGCUCCUGCUGCUCAGCCGGCACCUGCUCUGCCCGCACCUAAGCUUUUAGGCGUUGCAACGGCUAUACAACAUAUACCUCCAACCGAGACCUCACCCUUUGGGUCUCUCUCGGCGCCUCUGCCUGAGUUUAACCAUGGCAAGACGGAGGUGAAGCCUUGGCUUGACCUGGUGGAUACCACCAUGACCCUUGGGAAUGUGCGUCCUGAGGCUCGCAUCACCGCAGCUACUCCUGCAAUGGACGAGGUGGCCCGCAGGGCAGUGUAUGGCGCUAAGAAGCAGGCGCAGGGACCGUUUGAAUGGCCGGUAUUCUGCACCACGCUGAAAGAGGCAUUCAUGUUCGAGGCCGCAGCGCGCAAGCUCGAGAAGCCCUUGACUGAGGAUGAGAUGAUGCACACCUUCAUCAAAGGCCUCCUUGUCAAGCUGCAGCGGGCUCACAUGACCGGUGUAAUGACUAAUUGGAGGACUUACAAGGAGCUGAAGGAGCAGGUUAUCGAAAUCGAUACCACCAUUCGCACGUACCUGGAUGGUCCCGAUGAGCCAGGCCAGCAGGCUCUAGUGGUCGUAGGAACCGACCCAAAAAUGCCAACGGAGGAGGCGGUUGGAACAAGCGGCCAUUUCAUCAGCCUAAUCACCAGCCCGGACCACAGGCCAAGAGGGCUAACGGAGGGGGAGGGCGUGGCCCUAAGACCCCAGACUUCUCCGACAAGCGGUGCAGAGGCUGUGGAAGGAUGGGGCACAUCGAAAGCAGUGCCGUGA